CAUGGCUUCCGCGGGUUAGAAAUCAAUUGAAUUAAAUUUAUAAAUCUUAUGUUUAUUGCACUUAAAUUCUCUAUAAUAUAACCAAUACGAUUGUUAAUUGACCUAAUUUAAAUAUUUUUAUUGUAUUGAGCCUUCACCAGUGAUAAUAAUUGAACCAAUAAUGAAUUCCUGUGAAGAAUCAGAAUCAUCUGUCUGUGAUACUCUAGAUCUUAGUGGUCAAGGGCUUAAAAAGUUAAGUCGUUGUCCAUCAGACGCAGACAUUAGUACUUUAAUCGUUGACGAUAAUGAACUUCAGAGACUUGACAAUCUCGAUACUUACCACAGAAUUACAAAGCUCUCUAUUGUACGUAAUCAGCUUUUACGAAUGUAUGGAGUGUCAAAAUUACAUAAUUUAGUCACACUAAAUUUAGCUAACAAUGGAAUUUUAACAAUUGAAGGCAUUAAAGACAUGCCAAAUUUAACAACUUUGUGUUUGGCUGGAAAUAAUAUAAAAUCUAUUGAACAUUUGCAUUCUAAUACAAAAUUACAACAUUUGGAUUUAUCUGAGAAUAGUAUCAGUCAUAUUUCCGAUAUUUCUUAUUUAAGAAAUUUAAAAGAAUUAUUCUUACACAAUAAUCGCAUUAUAACACUACGACAGUCUGAAAGAUACUUGCCAACAUGCUUGGAGACUCUAACAUUGGCAAAUAACAAUAUUACAGAUUUAAAUGAGAUGUCACAUCUCAGUGGAUUGACAAGUCUUAUUAAUUUUUCUAUUGCUAAUAAUCCUUGUGUUAGUGCUACAGGUAAUAGUAUUGGUUUUGACUAUCGUCCAUUUGUCAUAAAUUGGUGUAUGAGUCUAAAAUCAAUCGAUGGAUAUGCUGUUGAUCCAAUUGAAAGUUUAAAAGCUGAAUGGCUUUAUUCUCAAGGACGAGGGAGACAAUUUCGUGUUGGUGAGCAUUUAUUACUUACUCAAUAUUUAGCAUCAGUUUGUCCAUUAUCGGGUGAAUGUCUCGAAAAUGAAACUGACAGAAAACUUAGAUUAAUAUUGAGUAAAGCACAGCAUCACCAGCAACAACUCAAUCAACAAACCGAUACCAGUAAUGUUCACGGUAUGACACCAUCACCAGCUGCUAGACGAAGACUAGGUCCUAAUCGUACCAGUUCACCAAGACGUCCAACUUCUAUUUCAUUAGGUUCAUCAUGUAAUUCCAUACGACUGAGAUCACCAGAUCGAAUGGUAGCAAGUUGUCAUACUGAAACUAUGUUAUCAUCUUGUCAUGGAACUUUAGCUGAUAAUCAUGAACUACUGAUGACUCAAAGUCUUGAUCCCAAUAUGUUGUGCAAUACAUUUAAUAAUAAAUCAAAAGAAUCUGGGUUGAAAGAUAUUGAAGAAACUUCAAGUCCUCUACAAGCAGCAACGAAACUAGUACCUGUACCAGAAUCAUUGAUGAGCCCAGACUUUCGUCCACCUUCUGGUCUAUCACGAAUUCUUCCAAAGACUCCACCAAGUCGACUUAAUUCACCAAUACAGAGCAUUGUACCUGUAAAAAUUAACAACGAAAGUAACACUAAACCUGUUUCAAUCAGCAAUACCUCAAACACAAUCACUGCUAAAAGUAGUGUAGGAGUAUUAAAAGGAAAUGCAUUAAUGAAAAGUAAUUCAGCGUCGAACUGUAUUGGAGGAAAAACAAAUAUUGGUAAACCCGUUACGACAAAUACAAACGGUAAAUGUCCACAAGCUGUUAAAAUAAAUAAUUAUGUACAAAGUAAAACAAUGACACCAAAGAGAAGUGCUAGAAAUUCACCAAAUUUACCUCGAAGUGUAAAUAAAAUAAAAACAACAGAUAAAAUAAAAAGUAAUGAUUUACAAAAAAAUAAAGUAACAGGUUACGACAAUAUAACAGUAAGUAGUGAUGAAGACAGUGAAGUUUGUCAAGUUAAAUUAAAUAAUAUAAGACAUAGAGCCAUUCAAAGACGUCAAGAGGAUACAAAUAAAGCUGAAGAUGAAGCUGAAAAAGCAGCAGUAUGUAUUCAAAGAAUGUGGCGGGGUUAUCAUACACGUAAUUUAAAUAAAAAAGCAACAAAUGUUUUAAAAACAAUUGAAAUGAUGAGAACUAAUAAAUAUAUUCAAAAACUAUCAACUGAUAUGGAGGCAACACGCACAGCACUUGAGAGUGAGCAUAAGUUACAAUUACUUCAGAUGCAGGCAAUAAAUGCAUUGUGGAAAAAGGUCGUUAGUUUACAGCCGGGCGCUAAUGAAAUAAAUAGUGGACAGAAAAAUACAGACAUCGUUACUAAUUUAGCACAGACUUGUAAUUUAUUACACAGUCAAGUUCAACAAUUACAAGAUUCAAUGACUGAAAUAAAACGCUGUAUGUCAAGUAUGCAAACAAAAGUCGUAUUAGUUGAUAAUGGUGUUGGUACACAAACGGAAAUUUCAGCAGUACACACUCCAGCUGGUGAAGAAAACACAUUCCCGUAUGCUAAACCACUGAUUCGACCUCAGUCAUUGUCUAUUCAACAGACAAUCCAUGAAAAUACUGAAAGUAAAUCCUUUGCAACAAAUCUUGUUGAUAGUGUUCUUAAAAAAGUAUCGCAGUCAACAGAUACGACAGAUGAUGAAGUUAAUACAGAUAUACUUAAUUCAAAUUCAAAUCCUGAAUUAUUGUCGACUGAUCAUCCGGAAAUGUUUAAAAGUUGUGAAGAAAUAGUUGAAGAUGAAUUCAAAGAAAUGGAUGGUGAUUUUGAAAAAGUUAUUGAGAUUACAAAUAUUUGUGAGGAAACGAUUUGUAAAGAGUUACACAACUUUAUUGAAAAUGAAAAUGGUCAGCAGAGUGUUGCUGAAAGUGACAAAGAAAAUUAAUGAUAAAUUUUUAAAAAUACUCAUAAUUAUUUUAUUAUUUUAAAAUUUAAAAAUAAAGUCUGAACGUAAGUAUAUUUUACGAAAUAAUAGUCUAUCGAUAGUCACUGUAAAUAUAAUAUGAGAGGAGUAAUUACUCGUUAAAAUAACAAUAAUUAUUUUAAAUAAAUGAAUAGACAAACAAAAAGACAUGACAAUUAACAGUGGAAUUAAACAAGUAUGUCAAAAAUUUUUUUUGAAGAUUCAAAAAAAGUGACUUAAAUAUUCGCCUUUUCAAGAUAUUUGAAUAUAAUUAUGCGUAAUUAAUAAAAAAAAAAAAAAGUAUGUUAUUUAAUCUAGUCCAAGUUUCUUGCUACAUGAUUGAUAUUAAUAUUCAUUGAAAUUGUUUUAAGAGUAUUAUAUGAGAUUUAAUUAGGAUAAAUAAUUGGUGUGAUUAAUAGUUAACGAUAGGACUUGAUUGUUUUUUGCUGUUGAAGCUAUAAUGCAUAAAAUAUGUAAUUAAUUAGAGCUGUAAUAGCAAAAUUAAUUUUACUUUUUCAUGAAAUAAUCAUUUUAAGGGGUAGCUGGUCUGAGUUACAAAAAAAAAAGGAUAUUUUUAUGAUUCUUUUUUUCAGAGUAUCUUUAUUAAAAUUCUUAAAAUUUGUGACAUUAUUAAGCAACAUUCCAAGAAUAUUCUGCUAAAUUUUCAUAAAAAAAUAUUGAAAAAUAAGCCAGUGGUAGUGGGGAGAGACAAGUCGCCAAAAAAAAAAAAAAGUUUUUAUGCCGUAGGCAGGAUAACUCAUGACUGCCUCAUCUGAAAUUAAAAACCAAAAAGAUUUCUUUAGUACAUAAGUUUAUUUUGGAUUUGAAAGAAGGAAUAAUCAAAAUAUUCAUUUUUAGUAAAGAUGCAAUCAAAAAACUUUGAUUUUUUCCAAAAAUUCUUCCUUUUGUUUAAUUAAAAAAUAAGUAGUUUUUAAAAAAAAAAUUCUUCUUUCAAAUUAAUGAUAAACUUAUGUACCAAAGAAAUUUUUUUGGUUUUUUGAUUUCAGACGAAGCAGCCAUGAGUUAUCCUGCCUACGGCAUAGAUACUUUUUUUUAAAUGACUCGUCUCUCCCCUUUACCAUCGGUUUAUUUGUUAAUAUUUUUUUAUGAAAAUUUAGCAAAAUAUUCUUGGAAUCUUGCUUAAUAAUGUUACAAAUUUAAAGAAUUUUAAUAAAGAAGAUACUCUGAAAAAAAAUAUCCUCUUUUUUUGUAUCUCAGAUCAGCUUCCCUCCUUAAUAAUUGAAAUACGACAAAAUUUAAGAAAAUUUAUAAUCUGGACAACUUGAGAUAAAAAAGUUUACAUUAUUUAUUAUUACUAGACAGUUCUGAUUAAAAAGCUAUUUGAAUUAUUUAAUUUUCAUCAAACCAAAUAAUUAAGUUAGUAAAUAUUUUAAUUAAAUAAACUUACAAGUAUUUCAAAAUUUAUACAAAAAUAAGUUUAAGUUCAAGUUAAUUUGAAAAAAUUAUUAUUUAUUUAUUUAUUUUGAAUUGUCAUUAAAGAGGGUAAAAAUAAGUAAUUAAAAUAAAAUUAAUUAUUAAUAAAUCGUAUAUUUCUGCUCAAUUAAUGUUCAUGC
Microplitis demolitor is the source of this 4434-nucleotide messenger RNA. RefSeq names its product centrosomal protein of 97 kDa (gene Cep97). Gene Ontology annotation, molecular function: protein binding; U2 snRNA binding. The record is from RefSeq and is a predicted model, not a curated record. The transcript has 9 exons. Lineage: Eukaryota; Metazoa; Arthropoda; Insecta; Hymenoptera; Braconidae. Bases 161 to 2842 code for a protein of 893 amino acids. Gene Ontology annotation, biological process: mRNA splicing, via spliceosome.